Messenger RNA from Triplophysa dalaica, 2203 nucleotides. RefSeq names its product protein FAM124B. The record is from RefSeq and is a predicted model, not a curated record. The transcript has 4 exons. Gene Ontology annotation, cellular component: nucleoplasm. The coding region runs from base 263 to 1711 and encodes 482 amino acids. NCBI's taxonomy places the organism in Eukaryota, Metazoa, Chordata, Actinopteri, Cypriniformes, Nemacheilidae.
CUUUAAAAAUAGAUGCAGUUGAUGAAAUAUUUAAUAGUUAGCACGAAAUGUGUUGUUUCGUUAUGAUCCUAGAGAGAUAUUUAAAGAUAUCCGUGUUUCCCCCAUUCAAGUAGAGAGGACUUGGUCUUGUCUGCCUCCGGAGGUGUUGAAAAUAAACGCCGACUGAAGUGACUUGUUAUAAAGGGACUUUGGUUUAGUGAGUUUUUAUAACGCAGCCGAGAAGCUUGAACGUGUCGAUUUCAAAUGAAAGUUAAGUCGCAUUAUGUUCCGUCGACCGCUUCACUUUAUGAAACGGAUGGAGGAUGAAACGGCGGAUUCGGGCGCGGAGACUGCGGGAUCUGACUGCAGUAAAAUGUCAUGCAGCGGCAUUAGCCUCAUGACGGUCCCAGAUCAGGAGGCCCUUCCAGUCACCAUGCACUUACUUACCAACCCGGGUGACUCGCUCAUGCUCCAGCACACUCUUGACCGUCUGAUCAAGUGGGUCUGUCCCGCUCUCCGCCUCUUCCACGUGUCCGAACGGGCUUGUCCCCUUCGCGACCGCGCCAGAGCUAACCCGUGCACCGCGGCCGGCCACCCCUCGCACGCGGUCACCCUCUUUCUGCACGAAUCUCACGGAGAAAAGCGUAUUCGCAGGGUCCUGGAGUUCCUGCAGUGUCCACCCUGGCAGUACCAUCAUACAGAGAGCUGCGGAGUGGGCGAGGUGAGCGCCAUUACAUCGCCUUCUCCCUGUCUCUUUCCUAGUCGAGACUUCUACUGCCUGGGCGUGGGGAUGCCGGUGUGGGGAGUGCGGACCGUGCAUUACGGAGACGAGGUGGUGCGGCUCACUUUGCACAGCACCUUUGACAAUUUCGUGGACACUGUGCGCUUGUACGAGACGGUGCUGCAGAGGAGGGCGGAGGAGCAGAAAACAGGUUUCUGCUGGUUCACGCUGUUUACCGAGAGCGGGUUUAGCCUGCAGUUGGCUAUCAAGCAGCUCUCGCCAGGGGUUCGAGUUGAGCCCUGCUAUUCGUCUGUGCUGCAGUUUAGGAUAGGCGAGGUCGGACAGCUAGUGCCCUUGCUGCCCAAUCCCUGCUCACCCAUUAGUGCCACCCGCUGGCAUACUGAAGACCUGGAUGGCAAUAAAAUCCUCUUCCAAGUUGAAUGUCCCGCACAACCCCAGAGGUUCCUCACAUCUGCUUUUCCUCUGAGCUGUCCCACCCUACCGUCCAGAGCUCCACUACUGAGGAACGGUGUAUCCACCAGGAACCCAUUAACCACUCCUGGCAGCAAACUGUCCCAUCUGAAGGAGCGUGCUGUGGGCGCGUGCUCUCUGCCCCCGGAUAAUUCUCCUCGUGGUUUGAGAUUAGCAGCAUGCGGUGCUUCAGAAAGCCCCUGCAGCAGUCCUCCUGGAAGCUCCUGUUACUCUUCCCAGCGCAGCAGCCCGGCCGGCCUCUCCGUUCAUCAGUUUGAGCCAACAAUGGCCUUGGAAACCACCGUGUCCUCUCCUUUGCUGGAAGAGCCGGAGACAGAUGUGGACACAGGCUAUGCUGUAAACCCACUGCCAGAAAGGACAUUAAGGGCUUCUGGUUUGGAGACUCUAGCCAGGGACCUGAAAUACAGCCUGCCUGAGUCUCAAUGUACUCUGACCGCACAAGAGAGCUCAGAGAUGAUGCGGGCAUCACAGUGUCAUAGUGCGCACCAACAUGCGCAAGUAGAUGAGUUCUUUAUCUGACUGUUCUUGUUUAGUGCACAAGGUAAAUAGGUUAAUUUCAGUGGGCCUUAAAAUAGCAUUCAGCAAAUAAAUCACAUUGAGUUAGGGGUGUGCGAUAUGACGAUAUUAGAUCGCGAACGAUUAAAAUGACUGCACGAUCCACUUUUUCGGGAAAAUCGUUAAAUCGUCCUAUAUAGUAGUGUUCUAUAGAAUUCGUCAACAUACUUGCGCCAUGUAAACAAGCUCGUAUACGUUGCUUGUGAAUUCAGUAAGAUUAAGUGACGCGGUCAGUGAAGAUGGAGGGAAACACGGAGGACUUGGUCCCUAAAAAAAUUCUACAUCAGUAAUAAUGAAAUGGUUUGGGUUUUCCCCAACUGACACGGCCCAAACAACAGUUAUUUGCAAAUGUGGCAAUCAUAAGAUUCGAGCGUUGUAAGCAACACAACGAACCUUUUUAACCACCUAAAAAUAAAGGGACUGAAAGAGUAUGCCGACAGUCAAAUUAUAAAGGGA